CUUGCUCCUAUUCUCUGCCCAUCAUGCCUGAACUGUACUCGGUGUCCAUCUACUCGACUUCAGACUCAAGAUAGGCACCGUCUACAUUCUUUUCUUAUGAAGCUCGGCUCUCCCUAUGAAGGUGUUCGCAGCCAACUUCUUCACCGCUCUCCAAGACCAUCCCUCCUUGACGCUGUCAAAGAAUUACAGUCUGAGGAAACUCGUCUUGGUCUUCUUUCCUCCUCGGCAGUUUCUGAUUCAACUGCUAUUUUGGCUGCUCCACCACGUGUUCCGCCUACAGUUUUGGCUGCUCCACCACGUCCUUCGCCUACUCGUGGUCCUCGCCGCCUUUCAUGUAUGUAUUGUCAUCGUCCUGGUCAUGACGAGUCACAUUGUUGGAAGAAGAGGAAUGCUUCAUGCCUUUCUGCAUCACCACGAGUCACUACCGCAUCUCCAAUCUCUCAACCUAUUACUCUGGUUUCUCCCUCUACGGAUGACCGUAUUGCUGCUCUUGAGGCCCAACUUGCCCGUUUGAGUCCUUCUCUGCCCAAGUCUUUUCCCGAUUCUGGUACUUCUACAACUCUCUCAUCUGCUGGAAGCACCGCUGCAGCUACUCCACCUUUAGGAUCGUUUGAGUGGCAAGAUGAUUGGCAGGGGCAGUAGACGGGAUGGACUUUAUAUUAUGCAACAUCUCCAUCUUCCAACUUCCUCUCUUCCUCAUCCUGUGUUGGCUACCCUCGAUCUUGUUCGGUGGCAUCAGCGUCUUGGACAUAUUCCGUCUUCUCGUCUCACCGUCCUUCACCAACAAGGUGUUUUGGGUCCUAUUUCUUCUGGUAGUCUUCCUCCAUGUUCUAUCUGCCCUUUGGCCAAGCAAUCUGCUAAGCCUUUUCCUGUUAGUAACUCUAGAACUAGUGCGAUCUUUGAUCUUGUUCAUUCUGAUGUUUGGGGU
Molecule: messenger RNA, 928 nt
Organism: Syzygium oleosum
Lineage: Eukaryota; Viridiplantae; Streptophyta; Magnoliopsida; Myrtales; Myrtaceae
Exons: 2
Coding region: 97-642 (181 amino acids)
Source: RefSeq, a predicted model, not a curated record